This is a messenger RNA of Klebsormidium nitens, 2431 nucleotides long. The record is from the annotation of a GenBank genome assembly. Lineage: Eukaryota; Viridiplantae; Streptophyta; Klebsormidiophyceae; Klebsormidiales; Klebsormidiaceae.
CGGACCGUCGAUUCCAAAUUUCGACGGUUUCGAUCCUUUUUUCCGAAAGAGGACACGGUUUAUUUAUUAUUAGCACGCAUAGUCGCAUGACUCUUGGAAAUGCUGCAGUGCUGCUGCAUAUUGCUGUCAUCCGUGAAUCACUUUACCGGUGGACUUAGUUUCAAAGUACUAUGAUGGUGUAGCAGCCCAUAGAAACUCUGUUACUCUUUAACAAUUGAGCGCCAGUGGCAGCAUACACAACCUUCCUGGAAAUGGAUCUAAAUGCUUGGUUUGCAGGAAAUCCAAAUCUCCCUCCCGCCCUUCUCGGCAGCUGCUUACUUGCAUUGUUGGCUGCGUUGUUGUUUGCUGUCAGCUUGCGCUCCUCGAGAGCUGAAAAGGGGGAGAUAAGAACGCUGCAAUGGUACAAAACUGGUUUUCCACUUUUGGGGCCCCCUGCGGAAUUUCAAAAAGCUCCUGAAGAGCUCCUUCUAAAAGCGCGGAAGCAGCUGGGGAAUGUGUUUGGGUUGAACCUGCUGGCAAAGCGCUUCGUCUUUGUCCUUGGGCCAGAUGCGCACAGGUGGUUCUUCAACGCCGACGACGGCACAUCAGCCAGCGAGCUCAGCUUUGAAAAAGCAAUUGAGGCCCUGACGCGCCACCUCUUCGGGGCCGGCUUGUACAGAUUCACCGCCUGGAACGAAAAAGCAAGGAAGCUGAUCAUCACCGGACUGGCGUCGGCACCCAGAUUAGCGUACUACACGACCGUUAUCCAAAGCCACGUGGAGCGCUCGCUAGCUGGGUGGGCGCAAAAGGGCACUCUGGACCUAUUCCGAGAGUGCUCCCGCGUCACGAUGGGCAUGAUGAUUGCAUGCUUACUUGGGGAUGACGUCAACGAGCGCUUCCCCGAGUUAGCGGACUUGUACUAUGAGUACGAGCGCAUGGCGGCACUGCCGGCGGUCGCGCAGUUCCUGUGGUUUCCGAGCGCUGUGGCGAGGCGGUUCAAGAGGAUCAAGGGGCGUAUCGUCGAAAUCUUGGAGACUGUGAUCCGGGAACGGUACGCCGACCUAGAAGGCCACAGCGGGCGGCAAGACUACUUGCAGUUCGUGCUCAACGAUACCCCGGGUUUCCCCGAAGCGAUGAGCCUGCACUUCCUGACCAUCUUGUUUGCGGCACACAUCAACACAGUCUCCACAAUGGCGUGGACCAUCGCACACAUCGCCUCCGACGAGGCCCUCCAGCGAGCCGUCCGCUCGGAGGUGCGCUCGGAGGGGGAUCCCUUCCGGGCGGCCGCGAGAGCGCCUGAGCUGGCAGCUGCCGGGAUCGCAAUUGCCGCCAAUAAGGGCGAACUGCCUUUGUUGGACAAGUGCAUGCGGGAAACGCACCGGCUGUAUGGGGCCCUCUUUUUCGUAAGAGAGGUCCAAAGGCCCACGUCCUUCGACGGCAUCCCCCUCCCCAAAGGGACCACCGUCGCUUUCAGCCCCUUCGUUAUGCACCGGGACGAGAGCGUCUACGAAAAGGCGUCCACUUUUAACCCGCACCGGUUUAGUAAACCCGCUCUCGAGGAGCUAACCACCAAACGGCAGUACGUUCCGUUUGGGUCGGGCCGGCACGCGUGUCAGGGGCAGCGGUUGGUUACGAUAGUGCUUCGCUUAGUCUGGACGACUUUGUUCAGGGAGUACGACGUGAGUGUUGAAAUUAAUGAGUUGCCGGCGCCGGAAUAUGCCGGUGCGCUCGGGAUUCCGCAACCCAAGUCCCCGGUGUUUGCGCGCGUGAGGAGGAGAGAAGGGGCAUAAUGGUUAAUUUAAUGCAGCGAGGGCCAUGCCGACUGUUGACCAAAAUGUACAGAGACUGGACAGUGGGAUUCACUCAUACGACAGUAGCUAAGAUAUGGUGUGAUUGUAUGGAUCACCGCCCGUCGGCUAAGUUGACUGCAGCCUAGCAGGAUUGUACGUAUAGAGAUUGGACACAUAAGAUUCUUCAAUGAUUUCAAUACGAAUGCUAGGACCGGAGAGAAGCGCCGAAACCGUUCUACUUCACUUCAUAGGCCCGAGCGGUGAACAUGCUCGGGAAGAUGUGCAGUCUGCAAGGAGUCCCGGGCGGCCUGGGGAUCUCGAACUAACAACCCAAUUGUUAAAGGCUCGCGGUCGAUCUUCGAUACACUGAAAGUACUGUCUUGCUUUACAGCUUGAAGUAUCUGAAUGAAGACGUUCCUAAAAGACGGAUGAAGAAUGCGAACGAGAACGAGACAGAAGUAGAAGCAGAAAGGGAAUUGAAACCGAAGCAGAAAAUUGAACAUAUAUCGACCCGAGCUGUUCGAAAUUUAAUCGAAUUAUACUGCUGUGCGAAACGGCGCCGCCGCAACGUUUGUAGUUGGAUACUGACUAGAUCUCAGGUUGGCCGCGGACGUGACUCUUAACAAAAACGGUAAUUAAUUUAAAAUCGACUCAACCUCCCG